CUCCUCAGAAGCGCCGAGAGCGCGGCCGGGACGGUUGGAGAAGAAGGCGGCUCCCGGAAGGGGGAGAGACAAACUGCCGUAACCUCUGCCGUUCAGGAGCCUGGUUACUUAUUUAUUCGUUACCCUUUUUCUUCUUCCUCCCCCCGAAACCUUUUCCUUUCCCCCUCCCUCUUUUUUUUCCUUUUUGGGAGACGAAAAAUCUCCGGAAAGGGGGAGGAGAGCUCCUUUCGCUCCUUUUCACUUCCCCGCCUUCUUCCCUCCCCCACCUUUCCCUCCUCCGGCUUUUUCCUCCCAACUCGGGGAGGUCCUUCCCGGUGGCCGCCCCGACGGGGUCUGAGCACCUAGGCGGAGGCGGCGCAGGGUUUUUGUAGAGAGGUUUGCGCCUGCGCAGCGCGCCCGCCUCCGCGAUGCACGGGGGUGGCCCCCCCUCCGGGGACAGCGCAUGCCCGCUGCGCACCAUCAAGCGAGUGCAGUUCGGAGUCCUCAGUCCGGAUGAACUGAAACGAAUGUCCGUGACCGAGGGGGGUAUCAAAUACCCCGAGACGACGGAGGGAGGCCGCCCCAAGCUUGGGGGGCUGAUGGAUCCAAGGCAGGGGGUGAUCGAGCGGACUGGCCGCUGCCAGACCUGUGCAGGAAACAUGACAGAAUGCCCUGGCCACUUUGGCCACAUUGAGCUGGCCAAACCUGUGUUUCACGUGGGCUUCCUGGUGAAGACGAUGAAAGUUCUGCGCUGUGUCUGCUUCUUCUGCUCCAAACUUCUCGUGGACUCUAACAACCCGAAGAUCAAGGACAUUCUGGCCAAGUCCAAGGGGCAACCCAAGAAGCGGCUCACACACGUGUACGACCUGUGCAAGGGCAAGAACAUCUGCGAGGGCGGAGAGGAGAUGGACAAUAAGUUCGGUGUGGAGCAGCCGGAGGGCGACGAGGACCUGGCCAAGGAGAAGGGCCACGGUGGCUGCGGGCGGUACCAGCCCAGGAUCCGGCGCUCCGGCCUCGAGCUGUAUGCCGAGUGGAAGCACGUCAACGAGGACUCGCAGGAGAAGAAGAUCCUGCUGAGCCCCGAGCGCGUGCACGAGAUCUUCAAGCGCAUCUCCGACGAGGAGUGUUUCGUGCUGGGCAUGGAGCCCCGCUUCGCACGGCCCGAGUGGAUGAUCGUUACGGUGCUGCCCGUGCCCCCGCUGUCCGUGCGGCCCGCCGUCGUGAUGCAGGGCUCCGCCCGCAACCAGGACGACCUGACGCACAAGCUGGCCGACAUCGUGAAGAUCAACAACCAGCUGCGGCGGAACGAGCAGAACGGCGCGGCGGCACAUGUCAUCGCCGAGGACGUGAAGCUCCUCCAGUUCCACGUGGCCACCAUGGUGGACAACGAGCUGCCCGGCCUGCCCCGCGCCAUGCAGAAGUCCGGUCGCCCCCUCAAGUCCCUGAAGCAGCGGUUGAAGGGCAAGGAAGGCCGGGUCCGGGGGAACCUGAUGGGCAAGCGAGUGGACUUCUCGGCCCGCACCGUCAUCACCCCCGACCCCAACCUCUCCAUCGACCAGGUCGGCGUGCCCCGCUCCAUCGCUGCCAACAUGACUUUUGCGGAGAUCGUCACGCCCUUCAACAUCGACAGACUUCAGGAGCUGGUGCGCAGGGGGAACAGCCAGUACCCGGGCGCCAAGUACAUCAUCCGGGACAACGGCGAUCGUAUCGACCUGCGUUUCCACCCCAAGCCCAGUGACCUUCACCUGCAGACCGGCUACAAGGUGGAGCGGCACAUGUGCGACGGAGACAUUGUUAUCUUCAACCGUCAGCCGACUUUGCACAAAAUGUCCAUGAUGGGGCAUCGGGUCCGCAUCCUGCCCUGGUCGACUUUCCGCUUGAAUCUGAGCGUGACCACUCCGUACAAUGCUGAUUUUGACGGGGACGAGAUGAACUUGCACCUGCCACAGUCUCUGGAGACCCGGGCGGAGAUCCAGGAGCUCGCCAUGGUGCCACGCAUGAUUGUCACCCCCCAGAGCAAUCGCCCCGUCAUGGGCAUCGUGCAGGACACGCUCACCGCAGUGCGCAAAUUCACAAAGAGAGACGUCUUCUUGGAGCGGGGUGAGGUGAUGAACCUCCUGAUGUUCCUGUCCACGUGGGACGGGAAGGUCCCGCAGCCAGCCAUUCUGAAGCCCCGUCCCCUGUGGACGGGCAAGCAGAUCUUCUCCCUCAUCAUACCGGGCCACAUCAACUGCAUCCGCACCCACAGCACCCAUCCCGACGAUGAGGACAGUGGUCCCUACAAGCACAUCUCUCCCGGGGACACCAAGGUGGUGGUGGAGAACGGGGAGCUGAUCAUGGGCAUCUUGUGUAAGAAGUCCCUGGGCACGUCUGCCGGCUCGCUGGUCCACAUCUCGUACCUGGAGAUGGGUCACGACAUCACUCGCCUCUUCUACUCCAACAUUCAGACCGUCAUUAACAACUGGCUGCUCAUCGAGGGUCAUACCAUUGGCAUCGGGGACUCCAUUGCGGACUCUAAAACUUACCAGGACAUUCAGAACACGAUCAAGAAGGCCAAGCAGGAUGUGAUAGAGGUCAUCGAGAAGGCUCAUAACAAUGAGCUGGAGCCCACCCCGGGGAAUACUCUGCGGCAGACGUUUGAGAACCAGGUGAACCGCAUUCUCAACGACGCCCGAGACAAGACCGGCUCCUCCGCCCAGAAGUCCCUGUCUGAAUACAACAACUUCAAGUCUAUGGUCGUGUCCGGGGCCAAAGGUUCCAAGAUCAACAUCUCCCAGGUCAUCGCCGUCGUCGGGCAGCAGAACGUAGAGGGCAAGCGGAUCCCGUUCGGCUUCAAGCACCGGACCCUGCCCCACUUCAUCAAGGACGACUACGGGCCCGAGAGCCGAGGCUUCGUGGAGAACUCCUACCUGGCCGGCCUCACGCCCACCGAGUUCUUCUUCCAUGCCAUGGGGGGUCGCGAGGGGCUCAUCGAUACUGCUGUCAAGACAGCUGAGACUGGGUACAUCCAGCGGCGGCUCAUCAAGUCCAUGGAGUCGGUGAUGGUGAAGUACGACGCCACCGUGCGCAACUCCAUCAACCAGGUGGUGCAGCUCCGCUACGGCGAGGACGGCCUGGCCGGCGAGAGCGUCGAGUUCCAGAACCUGGCCACCCUCAAGCCGUCCAACAAGGCUUUUGAGAAGAAGUUCCGCUUCGAUUAUACCAACGAGAGGGCCCUGCGGCGGACUCUGCAGGAGGACCUGGUGAAGGACGUGCUGAGCAACGCGCACAUUCAGAACGAGCUGGAGCGCGAAUUUGAGCGGAUGCGUGAGGAUCGGGAGGUGCUCAGGGUCAUCUUCCCAACCGGCGACAGCAAGGUGGUCCUCCCCUGCAACCUGCUGCGCAUGAUCUGGAACGCUCAGAAGAUCUUCCACAUCAACCCUCGCCUCCCCUCCGACCUGCACCCCAUCAAGGUCGUAGAGGGAGUCAAGGAAUUGAGCAAGAAGCUGGUGAUCGUGAAUGGGGACGACCCCCUGAGCCGGCAAGCCCAGGAGAACGCCACGCUUCUCUUCAAUAUCCACCUGCGCUCCACGCUGUGCUCCCGCCGCAUGGCCGAGGAGUUCCGGCUCAGCGGGGAGGCCUUCGACUGGCUGCUCGGAGAGAUCGAGUCCAAGUUCAACCAAGCCAUCGCCCAUCCCGGGGAGAUGGUGGGGGCCCUGGCUGCACAGUCCCUUGGAGAACCCGCCACCCAGAUGACCUUGAACACCUUCCACUACGCCGGUGUGUCUGCCAAGAACGUGACCCUGGGCGUGCCGCGACUCAAGGAGCUGAUCAACAUUUCCAAGAAACCAAAGACCCCGUCCCUCACGGUCUUCCUGCUGGGCCAGUCUGCUCGGGACGCCGAGAGGGCCAAGGACAUUCUGUGCCGCCUGGAGCAUACGACGUUGAGGAAGGUGACCGCCAACACAGCCAUCUACUACGACCCCAACCCCCAGAGCACAGUGGUGGCCGAGGACCAGGAGUGGGUGAACGUCUACUAUGAGAUGCCUGACUUUGACGUGGCCCGAAUCUCCCCCUGGCUUUUGCGGGUGGAGCUGGACCGGAAGCACAUGACUGACCGGAAGCUGACCAUGGAGCAGAUUGCCGAAAAGAUCAAUGCUGGUUUUGGCGAUGACUUGAAUUGCAUCUUUAACGACGAUAACGCGGAGAAGCUGGUGCUGCGGAUCCGCAUCAUGAACAGCGACGAGAACAAGAUGCAGGAGGAAGAAGAGGUGGUGGACAAGAUGGACGACGACGUUUUCCUGCGCUGCAUCGAGUCCAACAUGCUGACGGACAUGACCCUGCAGGGCAUUGAGCAGAUCAGCAAGGUGUACAUGCACCUGCCGCAGACGGACAACAAGAAGAAGAUCAUCAUCACGGAGGACGGAGAAUUCAAGGCCCUGCAGGAGUGGAUCCUGGAGACCGACGGUGUGAGCCUGAUGCGGGUGCUGAGUGAGAAGGACGUGGACCCUGUGCGCACCACGUCCAACGACAUCGUGGAGAUCUUCACGGUGCUGGGCAUCGAAGCCGUGCGGAAGGCCUUGGAGCGAGAGCUCUACCACGUCAUCUCCUUUGACGGUUCCUACGUCAAUUACCGCCACUUGGCUCUCCUGUGUGAUACCAUGACCUGUCGUGGCCACUUGAUGGCCAUCACGCGACACGGGGUUAACCGCCAGGAUACGGGACCUCUCAUGAAAUGCUCCUUUGAGGAAACGGUGGAUGUGCUCAUGGAAGCGGCCGCGCACGGAGAGAGCGACCCCAUGAAGGGGGUGUCUGAGAACAUCAUGCUGGGCCAGCUCGCUCCGGCCGGCACCGGCUGCUUUGACCUCCUGCUCGACGCGGAGAAGUGCAAGUACGGCAUGGAGAUCCCCACCAACAUCCCCGGCCUGGGGGCCGCCGGACCCACUGGCAUGUUCUUCGGCUCAGCGCCCAGUCCCAUGGGAGGGAUUUCUCCGGCCAUGACUCCCUGGAACCAGGGGGCCACUCCGGCCUAUGGCGCCUGGUCUCCCAGUGUCGGAAGUGGGAUGACCCCAGGGGCGGCUGGCUUCUCCCCUAGUGCUGCUUCGGACGCCAGCGGCUUCAGUCCAGGCUACUCCCCUGCGUGGUCCCCCACGCCAGGCUCGCCGGGCUCCCCGGGCCCCUCGAGCCCCUACAUCCCCUCACCAGGUGGUGCCAUGUCUCCUAGCUACUCACCCACGUCUCCUGCCUACGAGCCUCGCUCCCCCGGCGGCUACACACCCCAGAGCCCCUCCUACUCCCCUACCUCGCCCUCCUAUUCCCCGACCUCUCCGUCCUACUCUCCCACCAGUCCUAACUAUAGCCCCACGUCACCCAGCUACUCCCCAACCUCCCCCAGCUACUCUCCAACGUCUCCCAGCUACUCCCCGACUUCUCCCAGCUACUCCCCAACCUCUCCCAGCUACUCUCCAACUUCCCCGAGCUACUCUCCCACCUCUCCCAGCUACUCCCCGACCUCUCCCAGCUACUCUCCCACUUCUCCCAGCUACUCCCCGACCUCUCCCAGCUACUCCCCGACCUCUCCCAGCUACUCCCCCACAUCCCCCAGCUACUCCCCCACAUCCCCCAGCUAUUCUCCCACAUCCCCCAGCUACUCCCCAACAUCCCCGAGCUACUCCCCGACCAGCCCUAACUACUCUCCGACCAGUCCCAAUUAUACCCCAACGUCCCCCAGCUAUAGCCCAACAUCACCCAGCUACUCCCCGACGAGCCCCAACUACACACCGACAAGCCCUAACUACAGCCCAACCUCUCCCAGCUACUCUCCGACUUCACCCAGCUACUCCCCGACCUCGCCCAGCUACUCCCCGUCAAGCCCACGAUACACACCGCAGUCUCCGACCUACACCCCGAGCUCCCCCAGCUACAGCCCCAGCUCCCCCAGCUAUAGCCCCACCUCGCCGAAGUAUACCCCCACCAGUCCCUCUUACAGCCCCAGUUCCCCGGAGUACACCCCGACCUCCCCCAAGUACUCACCCACCUCCCCCAAGUACUCACCCACCUCCCCCAAGUACUCACCCACCAGCCCCACCUACUCACCUACCACCCCAAAAUAUUCCCCAACGUCUCCUACUUACUCGCCAACCUCUCCGGUCUAUACCCCAACCUCCCCCAAGUACUCGCCUACCAGCCCCACCUACUCGCCCACCUCCCCCAAGUACUCGCCCACCAGCCCCACCUACUCGCCCACCUCCCCCAAAGGCUCCACCUACUCGCCCACCUCCCCCGGCUACUCGCCCACCAGCCCCACCUACAGCCUCACCAGCCCGGCCAUCAGCCCAGACGACAGUGAUGAGGAGAACUGAGGGUGAGCGGGGCGCAGCGGCCGUCGGCCAGGGCGAAGGGCAGCCCGGGGGGUGCCCUCACGAGGCGCAGGCCCCCGGCCCGCCUCCCUUGUACAUAGUUCUUGUGACAAAGUUCCUCGUUGACGUUCUGGUUCUAUUUCCGCUGGGGCUUCUUGUCUCGUUCUCCACUUGUGCUGUCUCAGAAUCCACUCGCCUGGCUCUGGUGGUCUUCCUACCCCACCCACCCCGGGCCCGGGCCCGUCCCCGAAUUGAGGAUCCCUCCUUGCCUGUGGCUUGAUUGGGGGUAAAGGGUAUUUUAACUUCCUAGGGGUAGUUCCUGCUUUGGGUCAUUCUAUCUGAUCCUAUGGAAGAACAAAGCUAAAGCUGCCUUUCGUCUGUUAUUUUAUUUUUUUGAAGUUCAAAUAAAGUUUACUAAUUUUGGCCAAAAA
This is a messenger RNA of Lynx canadensis (Canada lynx), 6748 nucleotides long. RefSeq names its product RNA polymerase II subunit A (gene POLR2A). The transcript has 29 exons. Lineage: Eukaryota; Metazoa; Chordata; Mammalia; Carnivora; Felidae. The coding region runs from base 408 to 6320 and encodes 1970 amino acids. Gene Ontology annotation, molecular function: DNA binding. Gene Ontology annotation, cellular component: RNA polymerase II, core complex. Gene Ontology annotation, biological process: transcription by RNA polymerase II. The record is from RefSeq and is a predicted model, not a curated record.